UUAUGGUUUAUUCCGAUUUUCUGCCUUUUAAUACUGUGGAACAUAAUGCCACUAGAAGAAAAUGAAAAUUUUAUAAUAUAUAAAAAGGAAAGUGAAAAACGUUUUUAUGUGCAAAAUUCAAAAUGUGAAAUACCAUACGUAGAGCUCUUCAGUGCAGACUUCAUGAAAACCUACAAGCCAAGAAAUUUUACGCGCUGCUCCAAUCAAAGUGAUCUCAUUACAGUGCAUUUUGAUAAAGUUUUCAAUCAAUAUACACUUCAUGUUAAUGAGGAAGUGCUCCACAAACUGUCGCAGUCGAAAAGUAAUGACUUUUCCUGCUUUUACCAGAAAAUUAUUUACGGCCAAUCAGCGGAUCGCUACGAUAAGAAAGGAAACAGAACGAAGUUUACUCAAGACUUUUUGGUACCUUUGGAUGUCGAAGGGAUGUUGGUGGACUGCAGGACAGCGGACGAAAGGAGACUUCUGCAAAAGGAUGCUUUUGUGUUUGUACAGGACAAAAAGAUUCCCCACAGCGCUCAGAAAGAUCGGAAAGCCAGUGUUAUUAUGUACGGCAUAGAUACUGUUUCACGAACUAAUCUACGCCGGAUGAUGCCCAUGAUCUAUGAGUUCCUGAAGUCCCCAGGAUGGUUCGAAAUGAUGGGCUAUAAUAAGGUGGCCGAUAACACCUUCCCUAACAUAUUCGCUAUGCUAACUGGCUUUUCACCAGAGACGGCAGAGGCUCGAGUUUGCAAUACAAGUAAAACAGGAUGCUUAGAUGAAAUACCCUUCAUAUGGAAGGACUUUAAGAAAGAUGGCUAUUUGACAGCCUAUGCUGAGGAUUCGCUGAGUAUAAAUACAUUUAACUAUUUGAAGCCAGGAUUUUACUACAGGCCCACAGAUUACUACUUUCGCCCCUUUCUUAAUGCUCUGGAGAAGGAAACGAUGAUCCAAUAUUGCCCAAGUUGUAAAAUGAAAUACUGCCUGGGUCGUCGCUUGGCCAAUAGCUACAUUUACGAUUACUGCCGUCAGUUUAUGCAACGAUUUGUGGCCGAUCGCCCAAUCUGGGGAAUGUUUUGGACGAAUCACUUCAGCCACGACGACGUCUUCAUGCUGUCCGCAAUGCAGCAUAAGAUCUUAAAUGAUCUCCUGAAUUUUGAGAAAGAUGGAGCCUUCGAGCAUACGAUAAUGAUCUUCUUCUCGGAUCACGGAGCCAGGUUUGGUCCAAUGAUGCACAUGAAGGAAUCUUUCCUGGAGGAGCGUUUACCCAUGAUGUUCAUUUACCUGCCUCCAUGGUUCCGGGAAAAGUAUCCCCAAUAUGCGGAAGCUCUUUCCCAAAAUCAGAAUCGUCUAAGUUCAAACUUUGACGUCUACAACACCUUGAAGCACAUCUUAAAUAUUGAAGAACUAAAAGAGGAUACCAAAUGGUCCCACGACUGCCCCCAGUGUCAGUCGUUAUUUUAUUCGCUGCCCGAUAAACGCGGCUGCUCGGAGGCUGCCAUACCGGAGGCUUACUGUACGUGCCACAACUACGAGGAAGUUAAGGCGGACCCAUGGACCUGGCAGAUGGCCGAUCUGGUGGUUGGUCGCAUCAAUCAGUACCUCCAGAGGAAGAACCUACAGAAUCUUUGUAGCAAUCUCACUCUGAGGGUGGUCAACAUCACCGAAGAAAGAAUGCUUGAGCUGGAUGGAGACGUAAGCCCUAUAAAGGGAAUGCGACAUUAUCACACCAAAUUCCAGGUUAAUCAGAAUAGAGCUGAGUUCUUUGCCACCACAUCCUACGAUAGAGAAACGGAAGAUCUGGAGAUCAAUGUGGAACAGAUUAGUCGUACUAAUUGGUAUGGUUCCGAUGCUGAAUGCGUUAAUAAUAAGAUACAUAAACUAUUUUGUGUAUGUUUAUCAAAGUUAUGGAUAACAGUUUGA
Drosophila eugracilis is the source of this 1899-nucleotide messenger RNA. RefSeq lists its product as uncharacterized. Lineage: Eukaryota; Metazoa; Arthropoda; Insecta; Diptera; Drosophilidae. The coding region runs from base 46 to 1899 and encodes 617 amino acids. The record is from RefSeq and is a predicted model, not a curated record. The transcript is spliced from 3 exons.